Molecule: messenger RNA, 1344 nt
Organism: Rhizophagus irregularis DAOM 181602=DAOM 197198
Lineage: Eukaryota; Fungi; Glomeromycota; Glomeromycetes; Glomerales; Glomeraceae
Source: RefSeq, a predicted model, not a curated record
UAAUAAUAUUGAUGAAUUAAUACAAUAUUCACAACUUAAUGCUUUAAUUUAUACAAAAUGUCUUGAAUGGAUACCUUUUGAAAAAUUUCAAGAUGUUACUUAUAUUACCAGAGGAGGUUUUGGUAAAAUUUAUUCGGCUAAAUGGCCUGAAGGGCAUAUUCAAUAUUGGGAUAUUGAAAAUCAAGAAUGGAUUAGAAAUACAGAUUAUAAAGUUGCAUUAAAAGUCUGGAUAAUUUUUCUGAGAUUAGUGUAGAAUUUUUAAAUGAGAUUAAAUCUCAUCUUCAGAUCUAUUUUGAGGGUAUUGUUCAAUGUUUUGGAAUAACUCAAGAUCCAAAUACCAAAGAUUAUGCAAUGGUUUUAUAUUAUUGUAAUGACGGAAAUUUAAGAAAUUACUAUUUAAAUAAGCCUGAAAAUGAUACUCUAAAACUUUAUACAUUAUCAAUAAUUGCAUUUGGACUGUUAAAUAUCCAUAAUGCUGAAAGAGUUCAUAAAGACUUUCAUUCAGGUAAUAUAUUAUAUAGUUUGAGUGCAUAUAUAAGUGAUUUAGGAAUGUGUCAACCAGCAAAUGCGAUGUCAGGUAAAGAAGGAGUUUAUGGGGUAUUACCUUAUAUGGCGCCAGAAGUUAUACGUGGAUAUCAAUAUACAAAAGCAUCAGAUAUUUAUUCAUUUGGAAUUAUAAUGAAUGAAUAUCUUUCUGAAGAAAUUCCCUUUAAUAAUAUACCCCAUGAUGAAUAUUUAGCUGUUGAAAUAUGUAAGGGUUUUAGACCAAAAAUUUCUGAAAGUAUUCCAGAACUUCUUGCAAGUUUAAUCAUGAAAUGUUGGGAUGCUAAUGCAGAGAAUAGACCGACUGCUAAAGAAUUAUAUCAAAUUAUAAAAAAAUGGGAUGAAGAAGAAGUUGAUAGUAAUAGUGAAAUUUAUUCUCAAAUGGAUGAAUAUAAAAAAAUUAGAGAAAACAAAUUGAUAAAAAGGUCAAGUGAAAAUAAGCCUGAAAUCAUUAAAACUCAUCCUCAAGCAAUCUAUACCAGCAGACUUUUAAAUUUCAAAAAUCUUCCAGAACCAGCAAAUUCUUCAGAUUUAUUAUCAUCUAAAAUUUAUUCAGAUGCGUCGGUAACCCCAGUUUCAGAAUGUUUGGAAUGUGAAAUUUAAAACAGGUAUAUGAUGAUUAUCCACAUUAUGAAGGCAAUUCUUCUAUGCGAAAUUAAAAAAAGGAAAAAAAAAAUGAUAAAAUGGUUAAUUGUCAAUGUCAAAAAAGCAAAACUUGGGUGUAGUAGUAGUGUCUUCAUAUUUAUAUUAAAAUUUGUAAGGUCAAAACUUUUAAUUUAUGGUUUAAAUAAUUUAUAGUAU